AUGAGUCAAUUAGAAUUAAGCUGCGUUUAAGGAGGUGUUAACCCCCUUUAUAAAUGUUUUGCCUUAGGCAAAGCUGUUAAGGAAGCUUGCUUUUAUGCUUGCUCCAAUAGCAUUAUUGUGAACAAUAUCAAUAAGGUUACUAAUUAUUUUACUUUAAGUGGACAUUCAGAUCGCGUUAACUUUGUAAAAACUAUAAAUAAUUUUUCUGAGCGUUAGCUUAUUGUUUCAGGAAGCAGUGAUUCCAAUUUAAUAAUUUGGGAAGGUAAACUUUCUAACCUAUUUAUCAAGGAAAAUUGGUCUAUUAAGCAUAAAUUUAAUCUCAAUCACUCUGUUUCAUUUGCCACUGUUUUAGAAUACUCUCCUAAUCUUGCAUAUGUCGUAGCUGGUAAUAUUAUGGGUGAUGUCUAUAUUAUAAAGAUAAGCGAUGAAUCUAAUCAAAGUUUAAUUAUGGAUAGCAUCACAUUUGGACAUCAUUUUACAUAAGAAUGCACUGCACUUAUCCGCCACAAUCCUAAUAAAGAUGAAUUUUUGAUAGCUUUAGGAGGUUUAGACUUCACUGUUCAUAUCUAUCACACUGAUUUAAAGAAAUAUACAGCUCCAGUAGAUGGUAAAAAUACUAUGGAAAGAGGUACUUUGUUUGAAUACAAAGUUAGUCUUAAAGGACAUGAAAAUGCAAUUACUGAUUUGUAGGUCUUAAAACAAAAAAAAGACACUCAUGAAGAAUGGAUUAUUGCCAGCUCUUCUAAAGAUACUUAUGUUCGUUUAUGGAGAUUUAGUGAGCUCUUAGAAGAUGAGACUAUUAAGUAAAUUUCUGAAUUCUAAAAUAAGCAAACUUAAAGAUUCGUUUUAGGCGAUAAGAAGUAUUUUAUCACUUUAGAAAGUGUUUUGAGCGGACACGGUGAAGCAGUAGUCUGUCUUGACUGGGGUUUGUACAAAGGAGAAACUGCACUUAUCUCUGCAUCAUUUGAUUUUAACAUUAUAUUAUGGACCAAGGAUAAAGACACAGAUAUUUGGUUAACCUCAUACAGAUUAGGUUAGGUAACAGGAAGCAAGUAUGCCUUUUUCCAAGCUACCUUUAAUGCUGAUUACACAUAGAUUUUUUCUUACACAUACACAGGUUCAUUUUACUUAUGGGAAUACAAUUAAGAAAAGGGAAUUUGGGAUUCUAAACCAACUGUUAGUGGCCACUUCAAUUAGGUAUUUGAUUUGGAUUGGAGCACUAAAGGAGAUUUCUUAGUAUCUUGUGGUUUAGAUUAAACAACAAGAAUUAUCACUUAAUCUUCUUAAACUCAAUCCUGGCAUGAAAUUUCUCGUGCAUAAAUUCACGGUUACGAUAUCAAUAGCAUUAAAUGCUAUCCUGUUUAACUUGAAAAUAAAAAUAUUUGUGACACUCUUAUUUGCGGAGCUGACGAAAAAGUUGUUAGAUUAUUUGAACCUCCUGCAGCUUUUGUGAAUGCAGUUAAUCAAAUGUCCAACACAGAUUUACAUUUAUACUUCUAAGACGAUAAUCAAGAAAAGAAAUAUUUGGAUUAAAAGCAGUUAGAAAAGGGUAUCUUUGAAUACCAAGUUUCCUAAGAAGGUGGUGCUCAAGUUCUCGGUCUUAUGAUUAAAGCUAUUAAACUUGAACCAGAUUUUGACCCUUCUAAAUACGUAGAUCCUGAAGAUGAAGGUGGUUUGAUUUCAGAUAAAAUUUAAUCUAUUGAAGAUAAAAAGAAAGAAGAAGAACUUUUUUCUUAGAAGCACGAUUUUACUCAACCUCCUAUUGAAGAUUACUUGAUAAAGCAUACCUUAUGGCCUGAAUUGAAUAAGUUAUAUGGACAUGGUUAUGAAUUAAAGUGUGUCAGCUGCAGCAAUGAUGGCAAAUUAAUUGCAAGUUGCUCAAAAUCUUAAACAAAAGAAAAUGCAUGUGUGAUUUUCUGGAAUCCUACUAACUAUUAAAUUUAUUCCAAGUUAGAAUAUCACAAUUUCACUAUUAACCAGAUGGAAUUCUCACCCAGUGAUGAAUACUUUGCAACUGUUUCCAAAGAUAGAUCUUUAGCAUUAUUUAAAAAGAAUUAUCUUGACGAAGCUAAAAAGGAAUUAAACUUCAAAGAACCUUACGCUCUAUACUAUAAUGAUAAAUCCCAUACAAGAAUUAUUUAUAGCGCAGCUUUCUCACAUGAUGAGAAAUUUAUUGCCACAGGUGCAAGAGAUAAGAGAAUCAAAAUUCACUCAAUAUUAGAUAAAAAGGUUAUAUUUAAUAAAGUAUUAAGUAGCACUAUUACUGCAUUAGCAUUUGCUCCUAUAUCAUAUAAAAAUGAAAACUCAUACCUUAUUAUUGUUGGCUACGAAGAAGGAGGAAUGGAAUUAUAUGAAUUCGAAAGUAACACUAAUCAACUCAAUCUGAUUGAUAAGCCACACGAGUUUAUCGGACAUACAAAUACAAUCAGUAGGAUUAAAUUCAGAAAGAAUUAUAAGCCUAACAUUAACAGCAAAAUUCUUCAAUUUGCUACUUGUUCACUUGAUCACACAGUCCGUGUUUUCAAUUUCAAGAUUAAUUGA
Messenger RNA from Tetrahymena thermophila SB210, 2541 nucleotides. RefSeq names its product elongator complex protein. Gene Ontology annotation, biological process: tRNA wobble uridine modification. Gene Ontology annotation, molecular function: protein binding. The transcript has 5 exons. Gene Ontology annotation, cellular component: elongator holoenzyme complex. NCBI's taxonomy places the organism in Eukaryota, Ciliophora, Oligohymenophorea, Hymenostomatida, Tetrahymenidae. The record is from RefSeq and is a predicted model, not a curated record.